Messenger RNA from Linum trigynum, 420 nucleotides. The record is from the annotation of a GenBank genome assembly. Lineage: Eukaryota; Viridiplantae; Streptophyta; Magnoliopsida; Malpighiales; Linaceae.
AUGCAUUAUUCCUUGACCAAGGACGAUCCUCCUCCUUCGCUGGAAUUUCUUCACUCCGAUCUCUUUCCCGAGGUUUGUCCAGGCCAAGAUGGGGAGGCGCUGCAGGUAGAGGGACCAGAGGGAAAUGGACAUCAACAUGACACUUCUCCGCCACACACUCCAUCCAUUCAUUCUAGUUCCAGUUCUUCUUCCGAUGCAUCGCUUGGGACAUCCUCUUCUUCAUCUAGAGAUGGGCCUCCUUUGUCUCUCGCCUCGUCGUCGGGCUCCGCAACCAGCUCCAACAUGUCGCACGCUAAUGAGGACUCAGCUGGGUUAGGGGGUGAGUUGGGUAAUAACCAACCGAGUCCUCUAUCCCCCUCCACCUCUUCCUCGACGUUCCGACAGGAUAAACAAGGGAACUCGACCAGUGUGGUUACUUGA